CUAGGAGGUGGAAAGUGAAAAAGGGGCUGAUUCCACCAGCCGCACACAAGCGAAGCCGGUCUCGCCUGUGCAGCCAGCAGCCCGAGCCGAGAUCGAUCAGCAGCGCGAUUCCUCUCUCCUCCAAAACUUUUUCUUUGGCGACGUCUCCAAGUCCCUCUGCGCGCCUCUCCAAAGUCGCCUUCCUUCCCGAUGUAGAGAAGAGGAGCGCCCACCCCUUGUACCAGCCAGUUCCCUCCGAUCUCCACAACCCCCCACCCUCCCACCUCAACCCGGACUUUUGCAAGAGGGGUCGACCUGGUCCCCGAGGGGGAGAAGGCGGCGGACCCCGGAGGAGUCCCUCCGCCGCGCGGGGACAGGAAGAAGAGCUUUCUCGGCGGCGCGAGGGUCUUGCCCCGGAGGGGGGCGCCGCCGCGGACGUCUCCGCCGUCGGGCUCCUCCUCGGCGAGGGCGAUGGUGGCGCUGCUGCUGCCGCCGCCCGCCUUGCUGGCCGCCCUAGGCGGGCUGUUGGCGAGCUGGGCGCCGCCGGCCGCGGGCGCGUCUUGCGAGCCGGUGCGCAUCCCGCUGUGCAAGUCGUUGCCCUGGAACAUGACCAAGAUGCCCAACCACCUGCACCACAGCACGCAGGCCAACGCCAUCCUGGCCAUGGAGCAGUUCGAGGGCUUGCUGGGCAUCCACUGCAGCGCGGACUUGCUCUUCUUCUUGUGCGCCAUGUACGCGCCCAUCUGCACCAUCGACUUCCAGCACGAGCCCAUCAAGCCCUGCAAGUCCGUGUGCGAGAGGGCCCGCGCCGGCUGCGAGCCCGUGCUCGUCAAGUACGGCCACGCGUGGCCCGAGAGCCUGGCCUGCGACGAGCUGCCCGUCUACGACCGAGGCGUCUGCAUCUCCCCGGAGGCCAUCGUCACGGCCGAGGGAUCCGAUUUCCCUAUGGAGUCUAAUAAUGGCAACUGUAGAGGCGCCGGCAAUGAGCGCUGCAAAUGCAAGCCAAUAAAAGCAACCCAGAAGACUUAUCUUCGGAACAAUUACAACUACGUCAUUCGAGCUAAAGUGAAGGAGGUGAAGACCAAAUGUCACGAUGUCACCGCAGUAGUGGAAGUGAAGGAGAUACUAAAAUCUUCCUUGGUGAACAUUCCUAGGGACACUGUAAACUUGUACACAAACUCUGGCUGCCUCUGCCCACCUCUCAGUGCUAACGAAGAAUACAUCAUCAUGGGUUACGAAGACGAAGAGCGCUCGAGGUUGCUCUUGGUAGAAGGCUCCAUAGCUGAGAAAUGGAAGGAUCGACUUGGUAAAAAAGUCAAGCGCUGGGAUCAGAAACUCCGCCACCCUGGGAAGGGCAGAAACGAACCUGGACAAAGCGAUUCUGCUAAAAAACCCAGCAGAAGCACCAACCCACGGCAAAGGCACAACUAGGUGCAAAAAUGUCACGUGUCAGGAAAAAUAAUAAUAACGAUCCACGGACUUCUAUAAAUUAAAAGACUUGCCUUGUUGGAGCAGCCAAGAAGAAAUUGCACUAUUGCACGUUGUAUUCUAUUGUUUACUAUGAGAUCAUGUUGUAGUCCAGAUUAGUUUUAUCUUCUUCUUGUGUUUUCUGGCCCCUUGUAUUUGUAGGAGUAUAGACACGCAGAUUUUUUUAUUUUUAUUUUUGGUAUAUUAUCCUCACAAAUAUCUGUGGACCAUUUCUAUGAGAGAGGGGGUUUUUUUUUCUUUUUUGAAAAAAAAAAGGCAAAUGUGACACGGUUAGCAGGUGGCCAGGGUCACUGUUUGUCCAUAGUCAACUGAAUCUGUGUAUGCGCUCUGAACACAUGCAAUAUUCAAGUUGCCCCAUUCUGUUUAGCAGAGGGACUUGUUGCGUUCAUGCAUUGUCUUCUAUGCAUAAACCAUGGGCGGGUCGCUGCAGAGGUCUGGAAUGGAAACAGUGACGCAGGGUUGGGUCAGAUCACCUUCUCUGACUGUAGGCAAAAGCUAUGUGCAGUGAAGGAGUGAGAUUGUGCCUUAUAUGCCCUCUCACCAGGCGCACCCCAGCUUGCUGCAGAUUAUUUACAUAGGGUUUAUGUGUCUAAAUUUCAGUAUGUGCAGGCCCCAAGUGUUUAUCAUUCCAGGCUGGGGAGCAACUGUGUGAUCCAGUCCUUUGUGCGACUGAGAUCUGGGCCGGAGGGUGCAUUUUGGUUCCCCUACCACGCUCAGCGCCUAUAUUUGGAAUUCGGAAUUCGGCGAAAUCAUCUGAACAGUCACACAGACAUUCAGACCCUGAAAUUUCCUGUGUUUGGAAAACGAAAGGGCCAAAUGUAUACAUGACUUGGGAACUGCAGGGGUUAACAGUCAAAAUUUCAAAAGGGAAGACAAGAUGACUUGCAAGUUUAGCAAAGCGGGCAAGAGAACGUUGGACCAAGCAUGGCAUAACAUUUCCUGCAUUUUGUAAUUAAUCUGAGCAAGGUGGAGGUUCUGUUACCUGUUAAGAGUUCACCCUCCCACCCCCCUCAACCUGUUAAAACCCUUGUUGACAGUAUGGAAAAGAAGGAUUAUACCAAGAGAUUAUACCAAGAGCUCCGUACCUAUUGGAGCAGGUCUGUUAGAUGUCGAUUCCUCUUCAAUAAACCACUCACAUUAAGUCUAGCUUUAAAACGUUGACCGUGACAAAUGCCGCACGGAGGACUCGCUUCUGAACGUCUUAAUCCUUGUGGGAAAGGUUUAUAGAAUUGUGAAGUCUUGCCAGAAGUUAUGUUAAACUUGCUCCCCCUGCCCCUUCUUUUGUUGUGGAGCCACAGGAGUAGACUAUCUUCACCAGGCCUCCUUUUGGGUAGAAGCCUGCGCUGUGUCAUUUCCACAUUGUAGCUCUGAUUGUGUUUCGGUGGCUCCAUUCAACAGCAGCGUUCAAUGGUCAGCACUGGAGAUUCAAUAACUGAAUAAUGGCUGCUGCUAUGAACAUUACAGCCAAGCACCAUGCCACGUUUCUCAGUGAACAGAGACUUUAUCCUGACAUUCGUUUCCCUCCCUCCCCUUUCAGGAAAUGUACAUUUCAAUAGCUUUUUGACAUAUUUCAGUUCCAAUCGUCUCAUCCUUUAAGCUUUUCCGUAAUGGUGCCAAUAGUUGGGAAAAUGUAAUUUUGCCUCUUACUACUACUACUAUUAUUUUUAUAUUAAAGUACGGAAAUAUCAGUAGAAUACUGAACUAAAACAAAUCAAAUAUUUUAGCAGAAAAUAAAAACA
Messenger RNA from Zootoca vivipara (common lizard), 3206 nucleotides. It is a transcript of the gene FRZB, whose product is annotated as frizzled related protein. Gene Ontology annotation, biological process: non-canonical Wnt signaling pathway; canonical Wnt signaling pathway. Gene Ontology annotation, molecular function: Wnt-protein binding. The record is from RefSeq and is a predicted model, not a curated record. Gene Ontology annotation, cellular component: cytoplasm. NCBI's taxonomy places the organism in Eukaryota, Metazoa, Chordata, Lepidosauria, Squamata, Lacertidae.